Messenger RNA from Heterocephalus glaber (naked mole-rat), 2618 nucleotides. It is a transcript of the gene Mfsd8, whose product is annotated as major facilitator superfamily domain containing 8. Gene Ontology annotation, biological process: transmembrane transport. Gene Ontology annotation, molecular function: transmembrane transporter activity. The record is from RefSeq and is a predicted model, not a curated record. Gene Ontology annotation, cellular component: lysosomal membrane. Lineage: Eukaryota; Metazoa; Chordata; Mammalia; Rodentia; Bathyergidae.
UGAGCUAAAUCUCUGGCCCAGCAUUUUACUUUAUUGCUACAAUUAGAGCCAAAUAUAGCAGAUUUCAGCUUCCCAGUCACUGUAAACAAUACUAUCCAGUUAAAAGGAAAGUUUCCACCAUUCUCUAGCAGAUAUUAUAGAGCUAUUCCCAAAGGUCAGCUCGCUUCUCUACACGAAAUGAACUCUUGACUAUGAAGAGCUGAUAUCCAGAGAAGAUACUCAUUUUUGUCUUCUAAUCACUAAACACUUAACAUUAAAAUUGAGUUUUCGUUGCUAUUUUGAGAAUUAAUUUUUAUGAUAUGAAAUUAUUAGUUUGUAAUUAAUAGAGAAGGCUAAAGAAGCUAAAAGUAAUAUUCCUGAGUAGAAAAUGAAAAUCAGAGUGCCUAAACUGAAGAUAUUCUUUUUCUUUCUUUUUUUUGGAGGGGGGGGGUGGUUUUGAGAUAGUCUCUCGCUGGAUAGUUCAGGUUGGCCUUGAACUCACUAUGUAGCCCAGGCUGGCCUCAAACUCGAAGUGAUCCUCCUGCCUCAGCCUUCCAAGUGCUGGAAUUACAGAUUGAUCAGACAGCUGAUGCAAGUUUUUUGGGCUGGGUUAUUGCUUCAUUUAGUCUUGGCCAGAUGGCAGCUUCACCUUUAUUUGGUUUAUGGUCUAAUUAUAGGCCGAGAAAAGAACCUCUUAUCAUUUCCAUCUUUAUUUCGGUGGCAGCCAACUGCCUCUAUGCUUAUGUCCAUGUUCCAGCUUCUCAUAAUAAAUACUACAUGUUGAUUGCUCGAGGAUUGGUGGGAUUUGGAGCAGGAAAUGUAGCAGUUGUUAGAUCAUAUAUUGCUGGUGCUACUUCCCUUCAGGAAAGAACAAGUUCCAUGGCAAAUACAAGCACAUGUCAAGCAUUGGGUUUUAUUCUAGGUCCAGUUUUUCAGACUUGUUUUGCACUGAUUGGAGAAAAGGGUGUGACAUGGGAUGCGAUUAAGCUGCAGAUAAACAUGUACACUGCACCCGUUUUACUUGGCGCCUUCCUGGGAAUUUUAAAUAUUAUUCUCAUCCUUGCUGUAUUAAGAGAACAUCGUGUGGAUGACUCAGGACGACCAUGUAAAAGUAUUAAUUUUGAAGCAGCAAAUACAGAGGAAGUUCAGAUAUCACAAGGAAAUAUCGAUCAAGUUGCUGUUGUGGCCACCAAUGUUCUUUUUUUUGUGGUUCUGUUUAUUUUUGCCCUUUUUGAAACAAUCCUUACUCCGUUAACAAUGGAUAUGUAUGCUUGGACCCAAGAACAAGCUGUGUUAUACAAUGGAAUCAUACUUGCUGCUCUUGGAGUCGAGGCAGUUAUUGUUUUCACGGGGGUUAAAUUUCUUUCCAGAAUGAUUGGUGAGCGUGCUGUUCUGCUGGGAGGCUUCCUUGUUAUAUGGGCUGGCUUCUUUAUCUUGCUACCUUGGGGAAAUCAGUUUCCCAAUAUACAGUGGAAAGAUUUACAUAAUAAUUCAAUCCCUAAUACCACAUUUGGGGAAAUCAUUAUUGGUCUUUGGAAGUCAUCAAGAGAAGAUCACAAUGAACUACCAACUGGUUGCCCAAUCGAGCAAGCCUGGUGCCUCUACACCCCAGUGAUCCACAUGGCACAGUUCUUCACAUCAGCUGUGUUCAUUGGAAUGGGCUAUCCAGCCUGUAAUGUUAUGUCCUAUACUCUCUAUUCAAAACUUCUGGGACCAAAACCUCAGGGCAUCUACAUGGGCUGGUUAACAGCUUCUGGAAGUGGAGCUCGGAUUCUGGGGCCUGUAUUUAUCAGCCAUGUGUAUAGUUACCUGGGGCCGAGAUGGGCAUUCAGCCUUGUGUGUGGAAUAGUGCUACUCACCGUCACACUCCUGGGAGUGGUAUACAAAAGACUCAUUGCCUUUUCCAUAAGGUAUGGGAGAAUUCAGGAGUCACCCAGCUAAGCCUGUGGUGGAAGUAUGCACUACGUGGCAUUCCCUGGUUUAAAGGCUCUGCUAGACAGUUGGUAUCAACCAGUCUCCAAAGCCAGGCUGUACAUUUGCACAUUUUGAAUAACAAGAACAUAUAUUGAGUAACAGAGGGAAUACAUGUAAUUAUGAAUAUGAUGUAUAAAAACAUUCUGGGCCAUAACUUCUUUAUCUCAAAAAUGAAGUAUUCUAAUACUGCAAUUUUCGAGUUUCAGGAACUAAAGAGCAAAUGGACAAUGAUCUGUGAAUGUGAAGUUGCCCUCUUUAAUACAAACUGCAGUGGGCCGGCUAUUUAGCUCAGUGGUUCUGCCACCUACUUGACAAGCUCAAGGUCCCAAGUUUGAUCCCUGGUACCAAAAAAAAUAAAUAAAUAAAUGCAAACUGCAGCGGUGUCAUUAAAAUAAUGUUACCUAUGCAGUGAAACCAGGAGAGCUGUGUAUGAGUUACAGCAGAAUGAAAGUAUAGAAAAUUUGUUUAAUAUGUUAUUUAUUCAAAGAUGCAUUUUUAUUAUAAAAAUGUAUAUUCUAUUAUCUGGUUUCCUUAUAAAAUAAAAAUCAUGACUCAUAUCCCCAUUUAACCUGCCUACCAUUCUGCCCUGCCUUCUUUAAGUCUCUAUUCUAAUACUGCACUCAUCUUAUUUUAACUUAAGAUCUAACCCCUAAAUUAACAUAUGA